AACCCAAACUCCCGACCCCAAGCAGGAUUAGAUAAGCAAAACAGCCACCUAAGCCCACGCCGCGAAGUCGCCGCCACCGCCAUGAUCUCCGCGACGGCCACCGCCGCCUUCCUCGCCGCGGCGCCGGCCUCCUCCUCCUCCUGCACCACCCACCGCCGGCGCAGCGGCCUUCCCGCCAUCUCCGCGUCCCUCGCAACCGCCUCCUCCACUGAGGAGCCGCUGCUGGUGCGGGCGGCGAGGGGCGAGGACGGGCUGCCGCGGCCGCCGGCGUGGAUGAUGCGGCAGGCCGGGCGGUACAUGGCGGAGUACCAGGCGCUCGCCAAGCGCCACCCCUCGUUCCGGGAGCGGUCCGAGACGACCGAACUCAUCGUCGAGAUCACGCUGCAACCGUGGCGCGCCUUCGCGCCCGACGGCGUCAUCCUGUUCUCGGACAUACUCACGCCGCUGCCGGCCAUUGGGGUGCCAUUCGAUAUCUCCGACUCCAAGGGGCCUGUGAUCCAGUCUCCCGUGAGGUCCGAGGAGCAGGUGAGGGAGCUCACCCCCAUUGACUUCGAGAAGCUCCGGUUCGUCGGUGAGUCGCUCAAGAUUCUACGCACUGAGAUUGAUGGACAAGCUGCUUUGCUAGGAUUUGUGGGGGCCCCAUGGACAAUUGCAACUUAUGUUGUUGAAGGGGGGAUGACCAACACUUACACAAAUAUAAAGAGCAUGUGCCACACAGCACCAAAUGUGUUAAGGGGACUUUUGUCUCACCUUGCAGACGCCAUAUCUGAAUACAUUAUUUACCAAGUAAACUCUGGGGCUCAAUGUAUACAAAUAUUUGAUUCAUGGGGUGGACAACUUCCACCUCAUGUGUGGGAGCAGUGGUCAAAACCAUAUAUCAAGCAGAUUGUGAAUAAGAUUAAGAUUGAAUGCCCCAAUGUACCACUUGUUCUCUAUAUAAAUGGAAAUGGAGGCUUGCUUGAGCGAAUGACGGACACAGGAGUCGAUGUUAUUGGUCUUGACUGGACAGUGGAUAUGGCAGAUGGAAGGAGACGCCUUGGUAACAAAAUUAGUGUACAGGGGAAUGUUGACCCAGCAUUUCUAUUUUCUCCAUUACCAGUACUGACCGAUGAAAUUCAUAGGGUUGUCAAAUCAGCUGGUCCAAAAGGUCAUAUACUAAACUUGGGCCAUGGUGUUCUUGUAAAAACACCAGAAGAAGCUGUAGCUCAUUUCUUUGAUGUCACGAGGAGCUUGAGAUAUGACACACUUUUCCAAGGUUGUGUUACUGAAGUUUUGGAGCCUGUUGCUUAACAAUGGCCAAUUGUCAGAUAUUUUUUUUAAUCAGCUGAUCCAUGGUGUACCAUCGUAGUUUUGUCUGCAAGCUAUGUUGCUCCUUUUGUUGGCCAUGUCUUUGUAGGAAUAUCACGAUUCGUGACCAGGUCAAUUCAAUUUUAUUCAUUACUCUUAAUAGCUGUAUUCCUUCAUCCAUCCACAAAACAAAAACAAAAAGGCAUGCCACCUGGUUUUACAAGAAAAGCCAGAGUAGGUUCAAGGUGUUUUGUCCAUUUGU
Oryza sativa Japonica Group (Japanese rice) is the source of this 1549-nucleotide messenger RNA. NCBI's taxonomy places the organism in Eukaryota, Viridiplantae, Streptophyta, Magnoliopsida, Poales, Poaceae. The record is from RefSeq and is a predicted model, not a curated record.